UUCCUUUUAUAUGAGAGAAAGAAUAAAUCUCUUCUUCUUCUUCUUCUUCUUCUUCUUCAAACGCAGACCCUAACCCUAGUUGUGAUAAUCCAAUCAACAAUCCCACUAUGCCAGAAAUUAUUCAAGUGCAAGUUGAGGGAUCUUCUCCUAACCCUGAUUGUGAUAAUCCAUCAACAAUCCCACUAUGUCAGAAAGUAUCCGAGUUGGCGGAAAAAAGUUUUUUUCUUCUAAUGAAGAUCUCAGUUAUCAAAUCUCUUCUCGUAAUCAAGAUGAAUCUUUCCGCUACGAAGAAAAAAUCUCCGAUUCACUCUUAUUGUAUGAACCCUGCUAUAAAUUAUCCUCUUAAUAUUCCUUUGACGAUGAAGAGUUCAUUUACCCUAACCCUAACCCUAACCAUAUUCGUAAUGAUCCUCAUACUAUGUCACAACUUCUUGAAUAUUUCUUCAAUGUGCAAAAUCAAGAUCAAUCGUUCCUAUCUAUGGAGAAUAUUACUGAAACCGCGAUUGAUAGUUGGAAACUGAAUAUAGAAUGGUUGAAAUCAUGUGUUUCUUACUUGAGUAACUCAAUUCAUGGUUUUGAUGACUUGAGUGAUGCUGAGAAAGGGAAACACAUAAUCGAACGGUUGUUGUUUUCUGAUUUGAAAUUGUCUUGUGCUGCUGGUGGUGUGCUUCCUAAAAAUGUUGAUACUUUGCAUGACGUUAAUCUUCCUGGUCCGUUUGUUCUUCAGGUUAAUGAGAUAGUUGAUGUAUGUAUACCUCCAAAAGAUAGGUUUCUGGAUCUACCUUAUGGGCUAAGGUGCCUUAAGUUGUCUAUGACGGAUGGUGUUCAAUGUGUAACUGGACCGGUAUGGAGCAGAGAUGUAUCAAAGAUCUGCAAGUUGCAUCUCCUGUGGGUUUGAAGGUUCUCAUUCAUAAUGUCAAUGUUCGGCAUGGGUGUCUAAUGCUGGUGCCUGAAGGCUUGAAAGUACUCGGUGGAAUGGAAGAUCUAUCUGUGGAAGAGAUUGAUGAUGCAACAUCCGUUUGGAGAUGCAAGAAACAAAAAAAAAAAACAUUUCAGGAACCAAAGGAAAAGGAGGUAUCAAAUGCUGAGGCCGACGACGAAAAGGCAAUCCGGGGACUAGUGUCAUCUAUUAUUUAUGGGAAAGCGGUACCGCUGUCGGAUGAUGAAAUGAAGGAGUCUGAUCUGGAAUCACUGAUUCAUUCACUCUAGAGGGAGAAAGAGUUAAUUAUGUGUGACUACUCGAGGUUUAGCUGCUGCUGCGAUAGGGAGAGACAAGAGAAUCACCUUUGUUCUGUUUUGGUAUGUUUAUAAGCUCAGAGUGGCAUGUGUGAUAUGAAGAGCUCGGGCUGUAUGAAAUGGUGAUGAAACCGGACAAGAUUCCUGAAGAGGUGGUGGACACUCUCUAUGAUGAAGCAUUCAUAAAACACAGGAUACAGUCCCCGUUUAUUCAGAAAGAGAAGGGUACUGAAGCUAAUGAAGCUACACAUCCUCGCAUGCUUCAUACAACAGUUCGGGGAAGUUUUGAAAUUCUAUUACGGUACUUUUGCGGAACAAAUGAGAAUCAGUCUUAAAUCAUGUAUUGAAAGGUUGAUAAUAAUAAAAUAGCAUUUAUUUACUAAAAUAUAUCCUUAUGUUAAC
This is a messenger RNA of Papaver somniferum (opium poppy), 1638 nucleotides long. RefSeq names its product recQ-mediated genome instability protein 1-like. Gene Ontology annotation, biological process: double-strand break repair via homologous recombination; resolution of meiotic recombination intermediates. The transcript is spliced from 6 exons. The coding region runs from base 829 to 1209 and encodes 126 amino acids. Gene Ontology annotation, cellular component: nuclear body; RecQ family helicase-topoisomerase III complex. Lineage: Eukaryota; Viridiplantae; Streptophyta; Magnoliopsida; Ranunculales; Papaveraceae. The record is from RefSeq and is a predicted model, not a curated record.